AGCUACCACCCAGUUUAUUGGUUAUUACACUUCAGUAUAUGUGUUUCCAUCGACAUAUAACUUCUGCCUCUUGUACGUAAUAAAGAAUUUCUACAUUGUCAUUCUGUGUAGCAGACAAAAAGACACUACGCGUCAAUCAGCCAGUCAACGACAACAACGUAGUGAUUACUCGGUCACAUUGGCUUGUGGAGCCAUUAAUAAUUAUAGCCAGCAAUCGCAUUGUGUCAGUGUAAUCGACUCUAACGAAAGACACGGGUGGAGUGUAACAACGAACACAACAACCUUAUUGACAGUGCAACAGAAGCGCAAGUGGCUGCAUAAAAGCGACUAUGUAGCUGUUUUGCGGGUAUGGAACUGGUAUGGUUUUAGCCAGCAACGAAUGGCUUAACAGUUGCGAAGAUGAGCAAAAGACGACGUCAGGUAAUUCACAACCAGCGACAAGUACAACUGCUACAACACCCGCAACAGAAAUUCACGAGGGUGCCGGCCCAACGCCAGUUGCUCCAACGACAGAGGUCACCAGCACGACUAGCACCACAACUACAGCGAAUCCAAAUACACCACCAACAUUAACAACGGCGCUCAUUGCCAGCGCAUAUAACGAAAUUAUGUCUGAAAAUAGGGAAACACAUCAUCCACAGCAGCAGCAACAACAACAACAACAGCCAUCGCAAAAUAAGAAAAACAGUAUCAGCGACGUCUUAGUAGCGCCAGUUAGUCUGAACGAUGUAAAUACACCGACCGCUCAAGAAAUUGUUAAUAAUAAUAGCGAAGUGUUGAACUGUGAUACUUCAAAUGUAACUUCAAAUUCUAAUGCAAAUAACACAAAUGCCAAUAGCAAUAUUAAUGACAGCAUUAGUGAUAAUAGUGGAGGUGUUGGCGAUGCUGGUAUGAAUGCAAAUACCGGCAUCAGUAACAAUGCCAAUAAUACCAAUUUGUACUCCAAUCCGAAUUCAAACGCGAGCACACUACAGUCCGCCAUUGUACGCCAAUCGAAAGGGUCCACUGUCACCAUCGGCACAGCACAGCCGGGCGGACUCAUGCCACUCAGAGGCCCCAUAACGGCGCAAGCUCUGAGCACCGCACUGCAGUCGGCUAUGAAUCUUAGCAAUAAUACCAAAACCACAAGUGGACCAGCGGUGGGCAAUCUGCAAAAUAAUUUUCUCGGCACGCUGGACCUGGAUAUGGGUGCAGCAAAUAUUGUUUCACUGCAACAUACCGUAAAAGAGAUAAGUUCGUCUAUAUGCAGUGCGUUUGUGGAGGCACAAUCAAAUAUAACCAAUAACGCCAGCAAUCCGGUGCAGAAUGUAGGUACUAGCGGCAACAUUAGUAUGAAUAUGGAAGCUACGGAAAAUAAUGGUCAGGCGAAAAUUGUACUGCUCUGCGAAGCAAACUCACAUCCGUUCCAGACACGCACCAUAUUUCUAAUGCCGAAUAUCGAAUGCAAAGUUGGACGUUUGAUUGCGAAGAGUAAAGCCUCUGAAUCGAAUGCGAUAUUCGAUUGUAAGGUAUUAUCACGCAAUCACGCAGUACUGUGGUACACAGAUGAUGGAAAAUUCUGGGUGAAAGAUACAAAAUCAUCAAAUGGUACUUUCAUUAAUGAAAAUAAACUGGGCACUGAAGCUGCAGAACUACAUUUCGGUGAUAUUGUUAAAUUUGGUGUCGAUGUGCUGGAGAAUUCGCGCAAAGAAGUUCACGGCUGUAUUAUAGCUUUCGUAAAGCUGUACUUGCCCGAUGGUCGUGAGGCCAUAUCAAUCGAUACGACCACCCAACGCUCACAGUAUUCAGGCGAAGGUCGUAUCAGCUACGAGGAGAUGCAUCGCUUGAACUUGUACAUGCAAGAGGUGUCACAGAGAGAGAAAGCGCUUAAGUCGAAACUUUUUAAUAUACAAAAUGUUUUGGAUGCAACGCGCAAAAAUUCAGCGCUUUGCUGGCAAUCCUUAAUUGCCGAGGAUCAGUUGCUGCAUCGCAUCAAUUCAUUGGAGAAAAAAUUGCAGAUAAUGGAGAAGAAUGUGCCAGAGAGCGUACUGCGAAAUGAGGUAUUAAAACUGCUCGAAGACAAAAACUCAUAUCAACUUACAGCCAAAGAAGCCUUACGCAAAGUCUACCAGGAGCGCUGCGACGCACUGCAAAUGCUCUCGAAAAUGGAAUUGGCCUAUGCCAAUUCGGAUGGUGAAUGCAAGAUAUUGCGUGAUCAAAUAAUGAAUACGAAACAGUCACUACAGGAUGUGAAUACACGUUUACAGCGCCUCGAAACAGAUUACAAUGAAUAUAAAGAGGAAGCCGAACGUAAGCAACAGGAGAUAAAAGAACAAGAAGAACUGCGUAUUGCAGAAAUGAUGGAGAAAUUGCAACUGCGUGAAUUGGAAUGCGACGAUUUGCGUCGUCGUGUAUCCGAAUUCAUGUUGCAGCGUGCUGAACUGGUGGAUGAAGAGGAAAAACAGCUGCAAUUGCAGGCCAUUGAGAAGCUAGACGCAGUUAUAGGCGAUAUGGAUUUGGGAGAGGAUGACGAUGACGACGACGACGAUGAUGACGAAGAUGAUAAUAGUGAUGUGAAAGGUGAUGAAGGUGACGGCGAACAUAAGGAGGAUGGAAACGAGAAGGAUGGUGGUAAAAAAGCAUUGCGAAAGUCAGCGGUGGCGAAAGGUCUCGAGGCAAUGAAUGGCGUGGAAGCGAAAAUCAUGAAUAGCAGCAACGAAAAAGAGGUGUUAAACAUUUCACCCAAAUCGGAUGUUGCGCAAAAGAAGUGCAAGCAAAAAGGCAGCGCCAAAGAAUCGACAAUUCUCAAAUGGCUGCAAAAUUCCGAUCUGAAUCAAAAGGAAGGUUCCAUCGAUAUUUUCAAAGCCAUUUGUAAUGAGUCCGAUUCGAGUGAUGAACCAGAUCUUCCAGCGAUUGAAAACGAUGCUGUGAACGUGGACAGUGAAAGUGGUAUUGACACCAAUACAACUUCAGCCGAGGAGAUCAAAUUGAAAUACAAGAAAUCGAAGAACAAAUUACAAAGCGUACAGGCCAUACUAUGUCAAUUAGUAGAGACAGAAAUGGCAAAAGAGUGCUAUAAAUCAUCUGUUGCUGUUGAGCACAACGAUGAAGAAAAUGAGGCUUUAAAGUUGUCCGGAAAUGAAGAGGGGCAUGCUUCGACGAAUGACGAUCAAAGGUUGGUUCUACUCAAGCGCAGUGUAGCCAUGCUGAGUGAAGCGUACAAAGAACUCUGCGAUAGUUUGAAUGAGAAAGAGAUACAUAAGUCAUUCACGGCGGACAUGAAAGAGAUAUCGCCGCAACUCACAACAAUUGCUCAGACGCAAUUCGAAAACUAUGCACCACUCAAUACCAGCGGCGGCAGUGCAGUAAAAAGGCUGAGCACACAGGAUACACUGAAGCCGCUUGCAGAGGCUGUUGAAGAUGAGGUGCCUGAAUUCGACUUGCGUGAGAGUAAUCUGCAACCGCAGCACAAAAUUGACGAAGAAUGCACCACUGCAGUGACUACGCCAUCCACAAUCGUUUCGCCCGGCGACAUAGUGGACAAAGCAAUCAGCAUCAGUGAGGAAGUGCUCGCAUAUCAGCAACAGAUAAAAGAGCUGAACCAGAAGCUUGAACAAGUGGAGUGUGAUGCGCAAAAUACACUGGAAAUCAUGCAAAUUGAAUGCGACACUUUCAAAGAGAAAGUGACGCAACUAACCAAAGUAGUUCAAAAAGAGUGCGAGGAGAAACAAGAGCUGGAGAAACUGCUCGAAGCGCGUUCCAGUAUGGAGAAAGUACAUAUGCCGACAGAACAAAGCACGGAAAAACGGUUGGAUGCGGCAACGGCAAUCAAAAUGCCACUAAGUGGAGCCGCAGUACCUGAGGCUAGCGCUAACGAAAAGGCGUCGGAAUUGCACGAUUGCAGCGGCGAUGAGUUGCGAGCCGCUGAUAAGGAAAAUUCCACUAGCGACAAAUUGGAUGCGGAUUUCGAAGCGCAAUUGCAUGACGACUUGGUGGCCAUAAAUAGUAAUGCACUGCAGCGCGAGGAGGAGCUGAUCGUGUACAAAGAACGUUUGGAGAAGACGCAAAACGACAAUCUGCAGUUGCGCAACGAGAUAGCGACUUUGCUACUGAAAUCGGGCACACAGGCUCAAACGCAUAUGGUCAAGCAAUUGCUAGCAUAUGGCACAGUAGUGGUGGCCAUUAUUGUUUACUUUAUCACAAUGUAUUUCUAAGUGCUGCUGUUUGCCGUUGUUUUAUGUAUGUGAAGCGAAAGUAAGCGAACUCGAACGAGGAACGGAUAGAUAAACAUAUAAAAUACAUCAAAAUAAAGUGGGAGCAUGUUAAAGCUAAAUUAGGGAAUUAGAACAAAGCGAACGAAUACAAAGUAGGAAAAUGCUGUGAGCACUUGCAGCAAUUUUGCGAUUUAAAGAGCAGCAGCACAGUAUACAUAAGAUGGUUACAAAAAAAAAUUUACGUCCAAUGCUGGUGCAUUUUUGUGCGGUUAAUCGCAACGAGACCAGCAGACUGUCGUAGCAAAUGCGUUCAAGCAUUUCACCACAUUGAGCCAGCAAUGAGCUGUGUCGUCCAUUAGGCUUCGAUAUGUUGAAUUUUCCCAAGCGGUAACAUUUCUCGAUAGCCAAGUUCAAGGCAGCUUCAAUGUUCUCUAAAUUCUUUCUUGCCAAGUAUUCGUUCGACCUAUACUACGCCACACACACACACACACCUACACGAAAAAUCAACAACACAUACGUGCAAGAAAUUAGUUUCAUUACGAAAAAAUGUAGAUAUUAGCAAACUCUUAGUUUGUACAAAUAUUUAAAUUGCCACAAGAAAUACUUAUUACUAAGAUAAACGAAAAAAGCAUAUACGCAUAUACAAAUAAAACACCAAUUCAUACUACAAGCUAAUUAAAAAAAAAUAAAUUAUAAAUAAUCUGAAAAAUGUAUAGCUUUAAUGAUAACUGAGAAGCAAACAAAAAGCAUAGCUAAACGCCAAGAAAUUAUAUGUACGUAUGUAUAUUUACAUGCAUCUGUGUGUAAUUCUGUGAAAUAAGAAAAUAUGUGUGCUAAAACAAAAAAAUUGUAUCAAAUUGUGUGCAUGUGUGCAUUUACAUACCUAAAUUAAGUGUGGCGAUAAUUUCCAAAAACGAAAAACAAAAACACAUCUAAUUCAAACAUACAAAUCUAAGCCUCACACACUCAUCUUUGCUGCUUGCUGGGCUGUUACCUAAUUGCUAUUGCAUUCAUCGUGCGUUGCAAUUAAGCGAAUGUUGCAUUUUUUUAAACUUAAUUUAAAUUAUUGCAUACUUAGACUCACAAAAACAAAAUAUACAUAUAUACAAAUAAAAAUAGCAAACACGCGUACACUUUAUAGGAACACGUAUUAUAAAAGCUAUUAUGAAAUCGUAACACAAUCACAAACUAUAUAUAUAUAUAUUCUUAUUCUAUACCUUUAUGGCGCUUGUUCAACAUUUACAUUCAAACUUACGUAAUCUUACAAAACAAAACAAACUUAUUAUUACUGUCGUGGCCGGCAAAGUAAACUCCCGUACGAAGAGGAAGUGUGCGCAAAUUAUGACAAUGUUUGAUACAUUUGUGUGCGUAUAUUAUUUCAAAGUUGUUGCUACAAUCGGCCACCCCUAUAAUUACGCAUAAUACCUAUGAUUACACUUAAUUUUAUUUUCGACAAAGCGUAGAUUGAAAUACAAAAAUAAUAACUGAAAUUUAUUUCUAUUUUUGUUCUGCUUUUCUUUAUUUGCCAAUUUAAUCUGUAUCGAAAAUGAAUUAAAAUUGUUAGAAAUAAUUUUCGAAGUCGAACGCCCGCCCGUGCAGUACAAUUAUAAUUCCUUGCGCAUUAAAAUUCAUAUUUUCAAAAAAGAAGUUAUUUUUGUAAUUUGCUAUAUUUUCUGUUGAGAUAAUGCACAUAAAACAUGAUCUGUUUUUAUUUAAAAAAUUUUAGGCUGUCCCACAUGCAUCCGCAAUGUGUGCAUGUGUAGCAGUGCAGUUGUUUUUUUUUUCUUUUUUUCAAAAUCACAAUUUGUGUGCUCUACAUUAAUGAUGAUUAUUAUUAUAUACUGCUAUUAUCAUUACUAUUAUUUAAAUUGUUAGUUUUUAGUUGAAAUUAUUAUUAUCAUAAUUUGUAACAUCAUAAUUUUAUAAAAAAAAAAAAAUUUAUGAAAUAUGUAUGAAAAACAAGCGAAAUAUAAUAUUUAUGUAAAAUUAUUUGAAAUUUGUUGUGCAAAUUAUCUAGUAUAUUUAUAUAUGUAUGCUAUUUAAUGCGACACACAGCCAACCACGCAUCUUAAAUAAAACGAAAUACGAACCAUAGAAGUUAAAGAAAUCACGAAUAAAAAAUUAUGAAAAUUCUUGUA
Molecule: messenger RNA, 6331 nt
Organism: Anastrepha obliqua
Lineage: Eukaryota; Metazoa; Arthropoda; Insecta; Diptera; Tephritidae
Gene: Slmap
Product: sarcolemmal membrane-associated protein
Exons: 4
Coding region: 360-4193 (1277 amino acids)
Molecular function (GO): protein binding
Source: RefSeq, a predicted model, not a curated record